Messenger RNA from Pelobates cultripes (western spadefoot toad), 6115 nucleotides. NCBI's taxonomy places the organism in Eukaryota, Metazoa, Chordata, Amphibia, Anura, Pelobatidae. The record is from the annotation of a GenBank genome assembly.
GUGCUUCAAGUGGGGAAAGUCUGCAUCUGGCGUCAUCGACUUCCACUGGGGACAACUCUGGUGAAGGUCGGCGCAAUGUUGCCUUGGCUAAUCGUAACCAGGGUGAUGCACAGUUAUUGUUGUAUGGGUUUUCAAAAGGGUUUGGUAUUCUUUUAAAAGUUUUGGGUCGAUUGUGUGACAACUUGAAGUCGGUCGCGGAGCAUCCAGAGAUGGUUCGAGAUAAAUUGGCUAAAGCGGUUGAGCAGGGCCGUUCUCACAACCUCUGUUGGUGGAUUUAGGGAUUUUACCUUUGGGCAUGGUGCCUAAGAAAGAACUGGGUAAGUUCCUCCUGAUCCAUCAUUUGACAUAUACGAAAGGUUCUUAGGUGAAUGAUGACACUGAUGCGACCCUGUAUUCUGUCUCCUACGCAUCAUUUGACCAGGCGGUUGAGUUGGUUCAGAAGGCAGGACACGGGGCAUUGAUGACGAAGGCUGACGUGGAGACGGGUUUUCAAUUACUGCUGAUUCAUCCGGAUUAUCACCAUCUGUUAGGUAGCAUGUGGGGCUUAUUUUGUGGACCUUUGCUUGCUUGUUCCUACUUCGAAACGUUUAGUUCCUUUUUGGAGCUGGUGGUGCACGAGGAAUUGGGUGGGGGUUCUUUAGUGCACGAUCUCGAUGACUUCUUGUGUGUGGGCACUGCCAGGUCGGACCGUUGUGGCCAUACCUUGCGGUCUUUGGAGUGGGUGGCUAAUUCAUUUGGGGUAUCCCUGGCAGCCGACAAGACGGUGGGCCCUACCACCUGUCUGUUUUCUUGGCUUGGAGAUUGAUUCGGUGGCAGGGGAAUGUCGGCUGCCUAGGGAUAAGGUGAUUGCACUUCGGGAGCUCGUGUUGUGUGUUAGAGGGUCCAGAUACUUUGAGAGAAUUUUGCGUGUAGGGUAAUUUGCAUGGGGAGAGUUUUUAGCUGUUUUCUGGCAAGGGCAACUUGUGGGGUCUGGUCUCCACGUCACAUUGUCAGGGUCAUGGGACCAUGAAGUUGUAUUAGUGGGUCUGGGAAUUGUGUUAUGUUGUUCACAGAUUCUUCGGGGAGCAUAGGUUUUGGGGCAUAUUUGUCGGGCAUGUGGUGUGCUGCUCAGUGGUCUGAGGCCUGGAAAGCAAGUCCUCUUAUCCGUAAUUUGGGGUUUCUUGAGUUGUUCCCAUUGGUGAUAGCUUUGGCGUUUUGGGGGGAGGUGCUGCGGGACAGGAAAGGUGUUAUUUUUUUUUUAUGGUGGUGGUUCAUGUGGUCAUGUGCUUAUCUGCAUCUUCGGUCCUGGUUGUACGCUUAUUACGGCAAUUUGUGUGGUUUUGCAUGUCUUUUAAUAUUGUUUUUCGGGCAUGUGACAUGCUUGGUUUGUUAAACGUGGUGGCUGAUUCCUUGUCUCGUUCACAGUGGGAACGGUUUCGGCUGGUGGCUCUGGGGGCCCGAAAGGAAGGACAGGCCUGUCCGGAGGAAAUGUGGUGGCUUGGGAUGUCAUGCUUUGAGAAUUCACAAGGAAUUCUUUGGCGCUUGGCACGUGGGCUGCUUAUGUAAAGGUUUGGGAUGCAUGGGACGAGGCGGUAGGUCACACAGGGGUGUCCCAGUUAAAGGAGGGAUGGUUGGAUACUGUUCUGUGGUUCCUUUGCCGUUUCUUACCACAGCGUUUGUCUCCGUCUGUAAUCGACAGAAAUAUGGCGGCAUUGGUGUUCCUGUUCAAGUUGAAUGGUUGAGAGGACGUUACAAAACAUUUUCUCAUUCGUCAAGCAUUACGGGGCUUUAGGAGAUGUAAGAAAUCGGUGGAUGCUAGAAGACCGGUCGGGAUUGUGACGAGACCAAUCUCGCCACAUUGCACUGGAGAAGCCUGGUUGCUCGCCUGCUGCCUUUGGACUAUGGCCCCCUUUUAAAAGACUUUAUUUUUGCCUGCAGAAAAGCUGUAUUCGUGCUUUUCUGCCUGGGUUUCAGUAGAUUUGUUUGAAUGUGUUAUACCCCAGAUAGGAAUCCCAUGGAGCCCAUUCGUAUGAAACUGACUGUAAAGACUUUUGCUCCAUGGCGAUUAAACUGUAUUUGUGUGGUCCGAGCGCCAUUCACUUAAUAAUGUGCGCUCAGACCUGAGCUAUCUGGGGAUAUGUGAAAUGUCUGUGUGUUAUGUGUAAAAUGUAACUUUAUGUAUUUUAAAGUGUUUUACUGUCUUUGUGUCUUUUUGCAACCAUGUGCUUAAUGGAGUCUUGUGUCUGUCCUGGGAGAUAAUUGAAUUACUCUCCAGGAUAGAAGACUCUGAAACUGGUUUGGGCCAGAAAGCCAUGCUUCAUUUAGUCACAAAGGACUUUUUACUAACUUUUGAACCCCUUGUCUGAUUCAUGCCAUUUUUAAUAUGUUGUUCCCCUGAAUGGAUUGAUUGUGAAUAUGUAAUUUUAUGUGAAUGUGAUGUAUGGUUUUAGAGUUAUGAAAGUUGGGUAGAAAGUAUGUUUUAACUGUAUGUGUAAUUGAGUUUCCUCUCAGGAUAAGGGGAGGGAAUAUGUGGGAUGUAACUGUGAUGUGAUUGGUUGUUUUAUACCUCCCUGUGGGCGGUCCUGUAUUUGCAAGACUGUAAUAAAAACCAGGCUGGGUGUGCCAGCACCUCAGACCACUGCUUGACCCUCAACACGGAGCCUUGUCUCGCUCUUGGGGGGAUUCACUGUAUGCUGUUAGAGACUGAUUGCCAGGAGUGUAAGCUGAUUGUCUGCUUUUCCUGUUCGUCUGCUAGCAGCUAUUUGGGAGGUUCCAGUUCGGGAGUUGGAGUGCUAUUUUGUAUCCAGUUUGGGAGUUUGGUGUUCUGCAGUAGCUGUGCCUGUAUCUCUGGAAAGGGGGGCGAUCGCCUAAACGGUUUUUACCCCUUGUGUGCAAAACGGUCCGUUACAAUUGGUGGCAAGCGGCGGGAUCGUUCCUACAGCCAGAAGGACAGCUACAGGAGACACCAUUCCAUGGAUUUUACAAUUUGAGGGCAACGCAUGUCUCAGUACAGCGACCCUGACAGCAACAGAAUGGAACCAGCAGUGGAGUACAGAUACUCUGUACAGGAAUUUGACCGCAUGAUGUGGUUGCGGCUGAACUUCUACGGACCUAAUCCAGCUGAGAAAUCCGUGAAGUUCGUGAGGAGUCUAGUAUUCAAGACUCUGCUGUACCGGGCAGAGGGUGACGGUCAGCUGCCACGGUGGGUGGACCUCCACCGGCAGCUACAGUUGCAGGACAGAGAGAGCCCAGUCUCCUCUCCCCAGCGGCAGUGUGAUAUGCAGGGAAUUGGGAGCCCAGUCUCCAUUCCCCAGCGGCAGUGUGAUAUGCCGGGAGUGUAAGCUGUUCGUCUGCUUUUCCUGUUCGUCUGCUAGCAGCUAUUUGGGAGGUUCCAGUUCGGGAGUUGGAGUGCUAUUUUGUAUCCAGUUCGUGAGUUUUGGUGUUCUGCAGUAGCUGUGCCUGGAUCUCUGGAAAGGGGGCCGAUCGCCUAAACGGUUUUUACCCCUUGUGUGCAAAACGGUCCGUUACAGGGAUCUUUUGAAGUCCUGCAGCGCUUAGUGGGAGUGCUGCCAGCGGUGUGUUCAUCUCCUUUUGAGGUGGGGUUAUUCUCAGUUGCCUUCUCAUGAGCACUCUUCGGGGCCUUUCGGAUUGGUGAACUGGUGAGUACCUCUCGGGCGGGUGUUGGGGUUUUCAACACUCGGACAUCGAAUUACGAACCGAUAAGGUGGUGAUUCGGUUCGGCCAUACAAAGACGGAUGUAUUUGGUAAAGGUUGUUUAGUAACACUAUUUUGCUUGCCUGGGUCAGGUGUCUUCCCGGUUUUAUGUGCAUCACACUACAUGGAGAUUCGCUCGGACGUCCUGGGUAGUAUUUUGGUACAUGGAGAUGGAUCCGCUCUGUCGCGGUUCCAAUUCUUUCGGGUUCUUCAGAUGGGCUUGACAGAGCUGGGUUUGGAAUGGGACCCAUUCAUUCCAGAUAGGGGCAGCGAUGGAGGCAUCCUGCUUGGGUCUAGGUGAGGAACUGGUGAAACGUAUAGGUAGAUGGGAGUCGGUACGGUCUUACUUACGGCCUGAACACUUGGUUUAAUGGGCAUAGAUUGGUGGGGUGGUGUUUUGUGUUAUGCCUUGUCACUGAUUCAGUUUUCAUUUUAGGUUGGGUGGCCUGGUUGGUGGGCCACUUUUACAUCUACUGGGCGCAGAAGAGAGCCGCAGUUCAGAAACAAGGAGUGCAGAUGGGUUCUGCUCUGGAGUUGGUGAUACUGGAAUGGUUUGGUUUUCAGGGUUUUGGUUGGCAAGGCAUUAGUGAGGAACUUUUCCGGAGGGUGGCAAGGGGCACCAUUCCAGAUGUACUGUUAAUCCACGCUACAGGUAAUGAUCUGGGCAUGAUCCCAAAAAAGGAAUUAGUCAGAUGGACGAAGAGGGAUGUGGACCGGCUACUGGAGCUGGCUCCAGGUGUGGUGGUGGUGUGGUCUGAGAUGCCAAGGACCUGGCCUCGAUGGUUCGGUGUCGAGGACAAAUCAAUAAAAUGAUGGCGGUCUUAAUUAGGCAUAUAGGUGGAAUGGCAGUGAGGCACGGGGAAUUGGAAGGCAUGCUUCCUGGGUACUUCAGGAGGGAUGGUGUACAUCUUUUGGAUGUGGGGUUUGACCUAUUUAUGUUGGGCCUUCAGGAGGAGCUCAGGAGCUUUAGGUGUCAAGUCCUGAGCUGUGGCAGGGAAUGGCCAGGUUAAAUCAGGGGGUAGAUGGAGGAGGAAGUGGGCAUCCUGAUGUUUUGGUUGGUAGGUUCGAGUCAGUGGUUUCGAACCUGGGGGUGUAGCGGUGUCUUGGUACACCCCUACAAUUGAACUUGUGGGUGUAGCGGUGUCUUUGUACACCCCUACAAUUUAAUCUGGCGGAAAUGUGGUCAUAUUGGACAGCCAGUUUCUGAGUUAAUAUGUUAAUUAGAUUGUUAUCUAUUGUUAUUAUUGUGGGGUCAUUGCCAGGGGUAUAUUAUGUGUAUGGGGGGAAGUUGGCUUUAAUAAUAUUUGUUGGCAAUGACCCUAUUUGUUAUCCUUAAUUAAUUAAUUAAAAAUUAAUAAAACUGUCGACUAAUAUUUCCAACAGAAUAACCUGUGUCCAUGUCUUAAUGAGGUUCAGGGUAAAGUUAACGCAUAUGCUGGUAAAUCUGACUGUGCGUCUGUCAUGUGGUACAUGAUGGCGACCCACCGAUGCCGGAGGUAGAGCUACACCAGCUGAGGGGUUAAACCAGGCUCUCCCAAACUCCCGCCCACCAGAUGUUGCUGAAGUACAACUCCCAUGAUUCUCAGCCUACCUAUUUCAUUCAUAGAAUCAUAGGAGCUGUAGAUUAACAACAUCUGGAGGACGGGAGUUUGGGGAAGCCUGGGUUAAACUCUAUAUGUGCAGCAUUUUAAAGCAAAGCACUGCACAUACAAACUCCACACACCAUGACCAUUUCAAAUCACUGAAGUAGUUAUGGUGCUUGGAUUAACACUUAUAUAGAUCAAUUUUAUGGACUCUAAAAUUAGCCUGACACGUUUUAAAGGCAUACAGAGCAACAUAGUUUUAAAGUUUUAAAGGUGCACAAUCUUGAAAGUAUUUUACUUGUAUGCAAACAAUGUUAACAUUAUAACAACAAUAUGUCUUUAUAUACCAGAAUGUAUAUCGACAUAUGUAAUUCAAUUGCCAUGUAGAUGUUGAUUCUCUACAUCACGUAGUAGAUAGUUGGUACAUAGUUAGGAUGGAGUCUCCCGUAGGUUACUAAGGAUAAUGACAGGUGAGGUUUAAUGUUACUUAUUUUAAUACUAUCAUUAGCAUGUAUCUAUAUAUUGGCAACAAAUUCCACAGCACUAAAUACAUUAAAAAAGUUGAAUAUAAAUGCUCAACUUGAUAAAACAAGAGAUACUAGCAUGGUACGUUUGAAAGUCCUGUUCUAAUAGUUACAGUAUAAAGAAGGAAUGUGUUUGUGUAAUUCUAUUAAUGGUAAAAGAAUAGUCAUAUCUUAAAAUGGUUUUAGCAUAGCCCUGAAAAGGAAAUAUUAACAGUGUAAUUUUAUUAGAUCUCAUCCUUCUAAAAGUAGAUAUAUCAGUUGCAGACUUUUUUAAUUUUUUUUAAACAGGUGGCAGAGGUGGGUUCAAUCAUGUAG